Molecule: messenger RNA, 10084 nt
Organism: Toxotes jaculatrix (banded archerfish)
Lineage: Eukaryota; Metazoa; Chordata; Actinopteri; Toxotidae
Product: receptor-type tyrosine-protein phosphatase beta-like
Exons: 34
Coding region: 73-8052 (2659 amino acids)
Biological process (GO): protein dephosphorylation; angiogenesis
Molecular function (GO): protein tyrosine phosphatase activity; cadherin binding
Source: RefSeq, a predicted model, not a curated record
CGCACUUCCCCUCCACACUUCUAUUCUGCUCAUCUGAAGCUGGAGGACGUGUGAGGACUGCAGCAGAGAAACAUGGACGGCCGGGCUUUGCUUCUGAUUCUACUUCUGAAAUUCAGCUGUGUGUAUGGUUUCCUCGUCAUGCUGACCCCCCAGAUGUUGUGCCUGACAAAACAAAGUCAGGUCGUCGUCCUGGGAAGGUGUGACGUUACGGACCCUGCCCGUCACUGGGCAUGGACAGACGGGGCCAGGUUGAUCCACGUUCAGUCCUCCAGGUGUCUCUGGGCCAGUCCCAGCCCUCAAAUACUGCUCCACACCCACCUCGCCAAACUCAGCCACUGCGGCACAGCGCCGGCGUGGAGCUGCUACGGCACGGAUGGAGCGUUUGGAUUGGCUGAGACACACAUGUACCUGGAGAAAAGGGGGUCACGGGUGGUGGUCGGAGGAAACCUGACUUCAGACUGGAAGAAGUAUGACGUGGACUCAGGAGGGAAUCAGCUGAUGACGUCUUUAUGUCCUGAGACAGGCUCCACCCCGCUCUCCACCAUCUUUUAUUCCUCCACACAUAAACCUCUGGGACUCAGCAGCACCAUCGACACCAUCAGAAGUUCUGCAGUAACUGUGAAUACAGUGAAAACCCACAGAGUCUCCAGACAGGUCACCACCUCCCGGGUCCACAGUGCAAUAACUGACAGAGCUUCGACGUAUGAGGACGACGUCACCGAAGCUCGGACCAGGAAGUUGGUCACAGCAGAUUUAAAUCCUGACCUUUCAACCUCAGCCGCAGAGCUGUUGGCUUUAGAUCGCAGCCGCAUCGUCUCGUCCAGCGCAGACAUGUUCACCACCGACCAAUCGACAGACACAGUAGAGAGUUCAUCAGCUGGAAGCGUCCCUGAGCUCAGGACUGAGGCCGCGACGUCGUCGGUGCACCAACAGGUUUCUGCCACGUCCUCUUCAUCAACUGGAAACGAGCCGGCGUCACCUGAGAGCAGCGCUGUGACUCUGGUUUCCUCCACAGGAAGCUCUGAGGACACGACUGACACCGGAUCCACAGCUAGGGUCAGUUCAUCUGCUGUUUCUGACACCGAGUCCAACCAACCGGAGACUUUGGCAACACAUCCAACCACUGAGGAGAAAACCAGCGUUUCACCUGCAGCCGCCACAGCUACACCUCCACCUGCCACUGCUCAUCCCCCUUCAACAGGAGAACCGACGUCCAUCACGGAGACAGAUCCACCACCCACGCCCCGAGCCCUGCCUCCCACUUCCCAAACCUCACCUGCAGCGUCAGUUACCAUGGCGCUGCAGACGGCCUCCACAGUUUAUCCAGAGAGCGCAGCGAGCGCCACAACUCAACCAGCUCCAUCAGCAUCUCCAACAGCCGGGGCGGUGUCUACAGGAAGGAUCACCAGUUCAGGACCAAUGGUCCCAUCCACGAGUCCGGCAACCAUGACCAAAACUCCCGCCAUGCCUGUAACCACACCUGUAACCACACCUAUAACCACACCUAUAACCACACCUAAUAACACACCUGUAACCACACCUAUUAACGCACCUGUAACCACACCUGUAACCACACCUAUAACCACACCUAUAACCACACCUAUUAACACACCUGUAACCACACCUAUUAACGCACCUGUAACCAAACCUAUAACCACACCUAUUAACACGCCUGUAACCACACCUGUAACCACACCUAUUAACACGCCUGUAACCACACCUGUAACCACACCUAUUAACACACUUGUAACCACACCUAUAACCACACCUACAAACACAUCUGCUACCACAGUUAUAUCCACCCCAACCACUGCAACCACAGACACUAAAACCACAACAACCACAUGGACUGCAACAGCCCCCACUACCACCGACACUGUGACAACUGCCAUCCAAACCACCGCCACAGCCAGUGCAACCACCCCUGCAGCUCCAGCAAUAACUGCAACCACGGGUCCUCCUCCGGCAACAACCAAGCUUCAGACCUGGACUCCAGAGUCAACCACAGCUGCUCCUGUUCCCACCUCUGCCGUUUCCCGCUGCUCGGUGAACGUGACGCAGGUCGACGCCGGUUCAGACGCGGCUCUGGUGACGUUAACCACCGGCGGGCUGUCCUGUAACUUCAGCCUGGUUAUUGAGGGGGGCUCCCGGGCCGAGUCCACCUACUGUGACCCGUACGGUGAGACCGGGACCGGCUUCGUCUGUCGGGUCAUGGGUCUGGAACCCGGGACUUUGUACCGGUUUACGGUGAUUUCCAGGACAGAUGGAGAGAGGAGCAGCGCGUCAGUGUGCACAGACCCUGCCAGUCCGGCUCGUCUGGAGGUCCAGCUGGACCAGGCUCAGUAUAAAACCCUGUCUGCGGUCCACACCGAUUCUUCAGGUCUGAGGGUGUUCUGGUCUCGCUCUGCUGGCCAUGUGGACUGGUAUGAUCUGACUCUGGAGGACACCAGCUCCAGAUCCGUCCGCAGUACCAGAGUCAUGGGCUCCGCAGUCCCCCAGUCUGGUUUCAGCUCCCUGGUCCCCGGUACUCUGUACACAGUCAGCGUGGUGGCUACUGCAGGAAACAAGAGCGCUGCACCUGUCCACACCACGGCAGCUACAGCUCCCUCCUCUGUCCGUGGCCUCCAAGUGGCGUCCUCGUCCUCAGACAGCCUCAGGGUGUCCUGGCAGGUGGGUCCGGGUAGAACAGAGCGGUUCAGGGUUCUGCUGACGGAUCCUGAAGGGGUUCUGCUGAAGAACGUCACUCUAAAAAACAUGGCGACCUCCAUCGAGCUGGAUGGCCUGCAGCCGGGGACCCCGUACACCGUCACCGUGGUAACGGAGGCCGUCGGCCUGCAGAGCUCUGCUUCCGAACAGGCUGUCACAGUCCCGGCAGCAGUCACAGAUCUGAGGCUGGACAACAACGGCAGCUCAGACCGUCUGCUGGCGUCCUGGGUGUCACCUGGAGGGGGCGUGGACGUCUACCUGGUGACCCUAUCGGCUCCUGGAUCGGCCCCACAGUGGCACCGCUUACCUCCCAAUGUAACUCGGGUGGUCUUUAAGAGUCUGACUCCCGGUCGCAUGUAUCAGCUGUCAGUCAAGACCACAGCUGGAGGACAGAGUACAGAGACCAGGACCAGAGAGAGGACAGUGCCUGACCAGGUGUCAGCUCUCCAAAUGUCUCCUGGCGGGGACGGCAAGACACUGAGUCUCAGCUGGAUGCCCCCCUCUGGUGACUGGGAGAACUACAGCGUCCUGCUCAGAAACGGGUCGGUGGUUCUGGUGAACGAGACGGUCGAUAAACCGGGAAGACAGCUCACCUUCUCCAGCCUCAGCCUCGGUCUGGUGCCGGGACGACUCUACAGGGCAGAGGUCACGGUUCACAGUGGCAUUCUGGGUAAUACGGUGCAGUGCCACGGACGACUGGCUCCUCGUCCCGUGCAGCAGCUACUCGUCCGUCACACUGAUGAACGCUCUCUCAGCGUCCUGUGGAGCCGACCGGUUGGAGAGUGGGAUGGAUUCACCGCGCUCCUCAGACAGGAACACCCCGCCAUCGUGGCGGCUCAGAGGAUCCUCCCCGCAGAGUCCAGAGAGUGCACCUUCGGUGUCCUCACCUCAGGACGCUGCUACACUGUCACUGUGACGACCAACAGCGGAAACCUGAGCAGCUCUGCCUCUGUGACAGCGUGGACCACUCCGGCUCAGGUCAGCAGGCUGCAGGUUUCUAACCUUGGCAGCACCGACACCCUGCAGGCUCAGUGGGAACCAGCCUCUGGAGACCUGGACUCUUAUCAGGUCCUGCUGGUCCACGACAGCAUUGUCAUCAAGAACGAGAGCGUGGAGGCCGACGCCACCAGCACGAGUUUCCUGUCCCUGAGACCCGGAGCUCUGUACAAGGUGGUGUUAACCACCGUCAGAGCGGGACACACCUCCAGACAGACGGUGGCAGAGGGACGCACCGUCCCGGCUGCAGUCGGCGAGGUAACGGUCAGCAAUAACGGUCGCAUGGACUUCCUCAGCGUGUCGUGGCGUCCGGCCGCAGGUGAGGUCGACAGUUACCUUGUGAGCCUGAGGGACCGGGAGAAGCCCGUUCACACUCUGGCUGUUUCCAAAUCCAGUCCAGAGUGUGUGUUUAACUCCCUGGUGUCCGGACGCCUCUACAACAUCUCCAUCACAUCGCGCAGCGGCAGCUUCCAGAACGACACCUUCGUCCAGGAGAGGACGCAGCCCUCAAAGGUCCAGAACCCGACAGCGACCCACGCUGCGCGUGACGACUACCUGAAGGUUUACUGGCGUCACGCGGCCGGAGACUUUGACUUCUACCAGGUGUUCAUCAAACACAACAACGUGUUCCUGCAGAACCAGACGGUGCGGAAGACGCAGAACGAGUGUGUGUUUCACGGUCUUGUGCCCGGCAGACUCUACACGGUGCUGGUGAACACCCGGAGCGGGAAGUACGAAGCCAGCACCUCCACCCACGGCAGGACCUUCCCAGCCCCGGUCCGGUCCCUGGUCCUGGCCGGGCGGGGCACCGAGGACCUGAGGGUGAUGUGGUCGGCCGCCCCAGGUGACGUGGAUCACUACGAGGUGCAGCUGCUCUUCAACGACAUGAAGGUGUUUCCUCCGAUCACUCUGGGCAGCGGCGUGGGGGAGUGUCUCCUGUCCUCGCUCACACCGGGACGCCUGUACAAGAUCCUGGUUUCAACCUUCAGCGGCCCCAACCAGAGAGCCCAGUUUAUCGAGGGCCGCACAGUUCCCAGUAAAGUGAAGAACAUCCACGUCAGUAACGGCGGAGACAGCAGCAGUCUGAAGGUGAGCUGGACUCCAGGUCAGGGCGACGUGGACGGAUACUCCGUGUUUCUGUUCAGAGAGAGCAGACAGCUGGACGUCCGACGUGUCCUCAAACACCAGAACGAGGUGACCUUUGGCUCCCUGCAGCCCGGGCAGCUGUACAGCGUGACGGUUCAGUCUGUGAGCGGAGAGCUGGUCGACAACAACACCGCCUCAGGACGCACAGUCCCCUCAGCAGUGACAGGGCUCCAGGUGGACAACCUCCACACCACCUGCAGCCUCCAGGUGAGCUGGCAGGAAGCUCUGGGUGUGGCUGAUGGAUACAUCCUUCAGGUGCUGGACGACAGAGGCAGUCUGGUGACAAACUCCUCCCAGCCCUUUGGAUACACCAGGUACCGGUUCGAUGGCCUCACCCCAGGGAAGAAGUACCGAUUCCUUGUCCAGACCACCAGCGGGGGCGUCCACAGUCCGGGGGUCAGCGCUGAAGCUCGGACACGCCCUGCAGCUGUCACCGGCCUGUCCAUUAAAACCAACACCACCACCAGUCUGUCCUUCCUCUGGUCUCCACCGGAGGGAGAGUUUGACUUUUAUCAGAUCUUCUUGUAUAAAAGCGAUGACUCGCUGCAGGAGAGACGGCGUGUCCAGUCCAGCAGUCAGCAGUGCUCCUUCCAGGGUCUCAGACCUGGAGCGCUGUACAAGAUGGUGGUACAGAGCCUGAGCGGAGAGCAGACCAACCAGUCCUCCAUCGCUGUCAGAACAGUCCCAGCAGCCGUGCUGUCGCUCAGGGCUCGGAGUGGAAACCAGUCUGAUGCCCUGUGGGUGAACUGGGAACACGGCGGUGGUGAUCUGAGCGGAUACCUGCUGUCUCUCUACAACCCUGAUGGUUCCCAGCGGGCUGAGCGGCAGCUGGGGUCAGAGGUCACGGAAUUCGCCUUCUCAGACCUGGUCCCGGGUCGACUGUACCGAGCCGAGCUGCUGAGUCUGAGCGGGGAGCUCAGCAGCAGAGCCGGCACUGUGGGCCGGACAGCACCCAGACCUCCAACCUCCUUCCUGUUCGGGGGGGUCACCAACACCUCCCUGGAGAUCACGUGGAGCGGUCCCGUGGACUCCGACUACGACGACUUUGACCUGAAGUGGUCUCCUGGGGACCAGCUGUCUGUCAUCAACCCAUAUCACAGCCGCCCGUCCGGCAGCCGCAUUCUGACGGGGAUGUUCCCCGGACGACUUUACACCUUCAGUCUUCGCACCGUCAGCGGGGCCACGGAGCGCGGUGCCACGCCCACCUACAGCACGCCCAUCUACAACAGCAUCCGAACCAAGCCGGAGCGAGUCCACAACCUCCACUGUCACCCGCAGAGCUCCACCUCCAUCUCCUGCUCCUGGACGCCGCCUGCAGCUGACUACGACUCCUACACCAUCGAGUGUCUCCACCAGGACUCCCAGACGCUGGUCUACUCCAGACGCACCGGCCGAAACUCCACCGCCUACGUCAUCGCCCAGCUGGAACCCCACAAACGGUACACCGUCUCUGUGAAGGUGAUCUCGGACAGGACGACCAGCGAGGAGGCUCAGGACGGCGUGGUCACCAUGAUUGACCGUCCUCCAGUGCCCCCCCUCAGUGUCCGGGUCAGCGCUAAGCCUGAAGGGGUCACCAAAUCCUCCAUCGUCUUCAAGUUUAACUGCAGCUGGUUCAGCGACGUCAACGGAGCCAUCAGGUUCUUCACUGUGGUGGUGACUGAGUCCGAAGGUGUGGAUAACAUUCAGCCGAGGCAGCAGCACCCUCUGCCCUCCUACCUGGACUACAGAUCCAACAGCUCCAUCAAGUCCUACCAGACCAGUUACUUCCACAGUUACUGCAACCAGGGCCCCGACAGCUCCCACAGCUUUGAGAUCAGCGUGGGGACGGGGAUGGAGUCCCUGGGGGGGACCUGUGACCACAGACACACGGACCCAGAGACCAGCAGAGACCUGAACCGGUUCUGUGAUGGACCACUGAAACCCAAAACUGCCUACAGACUCAGUGUUCGAGCGUUCACUCAGCUGUUUGACGAGGAGAAGAACGGCGUCCCCGUCUCAUCUCCUCUGUACGCCGACACGUACCUGUCCGUCCCCGUGGUCACCGAGGCCGAGCCUCUGAGCGGUGUGAUCGAAGGCGUCAGCGCCGGGAUGUUCCUCAUCGUCAUGAUGGUGGGAGUCACCGCUCUGCUCGUCUGCAGACACAAGGCUCGCAAAGUUGUGGAGGAGAGAGCGGUGGUCAGGAUGAGUGUGAGGAGAGAGAGAAGGACAUCAGGACUUCACCUGGGGGUCAGAGGCAGCCGUCGCAUCUCCAGUCCCAUCAAGAUCAUGAACUUUGAGUCUCACUACAAUAAACUUCAGGCCGACUCCAACUAUCUGCUGUCAGAGGAGUACGAGGAUCUGAAGGACGUCGGUCGUAACCAGCCUCUGGACUCGGCUCUGUUGCCGGAGAACCGGGGGAAGAACCGAUACAACAACAUCCUGCCCUACGACUCGACCAGGGUGAAGCUGUCCUACGUGGAUGAUGAUCCCUGCUCCGACUACAUCAACGCCAGCUACAUCCCUGGUAAUAACUUCCGUCGGGAGUACAUCGCCACACAGGGUCCUCUGCCGGGAACAAAAGACGAUUUCUGGAAGAUGGUUUGGGAGCAGAACGUCCACAACAUCGUGAUGGUCACUCAGUGUGUGGAGAAAGGAAGGGUGAAGUGUGAUCACUACUGGCCCUCCGACCAGGAUCCUCUGUACUAUGGAGAUCUGAUCGUCCAGAUGUUGUCAGAGUCUGUCCUCCCUGAGUGGACCAUCCGAGAGUUCAACAUCUGCAGCGAGGAGCAGCUGAGCUUCACCCGCCUGGUUCGUCAGUUUCACUACACGGUGUGGCCUGAUCACGGAGUCCCAGAGACCACCCAGUCCCUCGUCCAGUUUGUCCGAACUGUCAGGGACUACGUCAACAGGACUCCUGGAUCUGGACCCACUGUGGUCCACUGCAGUGCUGGUGUGGGUCGCACAGGGACCUUCAUCGUUCUGGACCGAGUGCUGCAGCAGCUGGACAGCAAGGACACUCUGGAUAUCUACGGCUCCGUCUUUGACCUGAGACUUCACCGAUCACACAUGGUGCAGACCGAGUGUCAGUAUGCGUACCUCCAUCAGUGUGUCCGAGAUGUCCUGAGGGCCCGAAAGCUCCGCAGCGAGCAGGAGAACCUCCUCUACCCCAUCUACGAGAACGUGAGCUUCAGCGCCCAGAGAGAGAUGCUGUGCACCAGACGUUAAAGACUGUAAAGACUUCUGAGAUUUGUUGAGCGCCACAGGGAAACAUGGCAAUUCUAUUUUUCUAUGACAGUUUAGAAAGAAUGGAGGUUCUCAGACAGAGAGAGCUCUGAUUAUUUAUGGAACCUGACAGAUUAAUGUCACAGGACUGUACAUAAACCUGCAUCAUAUCCGUCAGUGUUUGUAUAUAUUUUGCCCAAAUACUUCUGUAACAGCUGCUUUUGAAAUGAUGUAUUGUCCAUAUGUUUUAUAUGCUGUAACGUGCACAUGCUUCUGUAAACAGUGCUGAUGCACACCCAGUUUUUCAGAGGGUGAUUCAUGCUGAGUCAGAACGCAGUGACUGUGUUCGUAUCCCAGAACCAGGAAUCUGCUGCUUCUGUGUUUCCGUUCAGACAAACGGCUUCAUGUAUGUUGUCCAGGGGGACCAGGGGCCCCGAGGAGUCAGGGGCCCCAAAGGCAGAGCCUCUGUAUGAGGGGAGUGUUAAGAGCCCAGUCAAAUGUAGGGAUGUCCUGGUCUGGUUUCGGUAACAGCAGAGCAGCUGUGUUAGUUUGCUGUAAUAUUCACACAGUUUGAAAUAAAAAAGAGAAAGAAUCAGAAGAAAAACUCAUCUUAAAUACAGAAACACAGAUCGAACAGUCGAAUGAAGGCUGCUGCAGCGUCAGAGUCAGAGUCAGAGCUGAAUGCAUCGCCUCCACUUUGUAAUAAACUCUGACAGAAAGGUUUGAAACCCUGAUGUAACAGAGGUGGACUUUAGUUCAGAUGUAUGGAGCCUGACAGGUGAAAGCAUCCUCUCUGCCUGGAUCUGAUGUGGCAGAUAUUAUUUAUAAUAUUUAAACAGCUUACAUGCAGAGAGCUGCACACCCUCCUCUAAGGCUCUGCCUGAACAUGAUCUGUGAUCAAACCUGACGACAGUCAGAGUGAUACAGCUCAGGCACAGACAGGUUCCUAAAGAGCAUCAACAGAAAUAUAAAAUGAAGGAGAAGAGACUGUUUAAAAUGAGUUUGGCCACAAAUCUGUCGUCUGCUCACACUGGGGGGUGGGGGGGGGGGGGGGGGGGGGGGCAUCGCCUGUAGGCACCAGUGUUCUGACCUGAUAUUUAGAGUUUUUGAUUUUGUUAUAUUUAUUGGCAGCCAGGGCAGGAACUUAUUUAUUCAUUAAAAAAACCUUUCAGAGCAGAAGAGUCGCCACUGAUGGCUCAACCUGAAACUAGGAAAGUGAGGCUCACAGAGAUAAGAUUUUACAAACUGAAUUCUCCGGCUGAAAAUCUAAACAUCCUCGUGUUAUACAGGGUGUGAUGGAUUAGAAGACGCCUGUUCUCUUCUAAUCCAUCGUGUUUUCUUCACACAGAAACAGACGUGAAACUCCUGACAGCUGAGUUUCACAGCUGGAAUGUUUCCCUGUGACAGAUAAUAUUCAUAAAACAAAGUUUGGACAAAUCAUCCUUGAGUAUUAUUUAUUAAAGGUUUAACACUUAAAAUCCAGUUAAUCUGCUUCUUCAGACACAAAUGUCUGAUGUAAAAUAACCAAAACUCUUCUACACGUUCAUGUAGAGCUUCAUCACUCAUAAGAAAAAGCUUUUCAGGGCCUUUAAUCUUCAUCAGAGUCUGUUCAUGUUGUAUUGCUCUGUAGCCAUGGCAGCAAAAGGUAAAAAUAUUUCUAAUCAUAACAGUAUGUAAGAUAUUUUAAGUGCAUUUUGUAUUUUUUUUUGAGCUGUCCUUCACUCUGUGGCAUCUCACUCUGUGAGAGCAGUUCAAUAAACAGACACAGAAAUAUUGUAUUUCUCUGAUUAUUCAUCCAUUAUCAAUACGAACCUGCUGCAACAUGACGCUAAACUCACCGAGAAGGAAUUCUUCAUGACAGUCAGACACACAACCACACAGUCAGGCACACAACCACACAGUCAGACACACAACCACACAGUCAGAGGUGGAGGAAGCACUCACAUCCUUUACCUCAGAGAAAGUACCAGGACCACACUGUAAAAAUACUCCCACAUGAGUAAAGGCCCUGCAUUCAAAACUCAGAGUAAAGUGU